CAGGGAAAUCGCAGGCAGAUUGCCGAGUAGAUUUACAUCAUCAUCAGCACAGACAUGAUUUAUGACAAAUAGUGAAAACAUAAUCAUAAACAAUUAUGACCGUCAUCGACGCUCUUGCUCAAAGUCAAACAACCACAAGUGGUAAGCUUCAUACCUGAGCCUGAGCUGCGUAAGCUUUCCGGUCUGCACCAAAUAGCGAGAUGUCGGCGCCCGACGUCUCUAUCUUAUAUGAGGCCUCGCCCCCCUCUGCGACAAGCUGGCUCAUCCCGGAUUCGACUGCUCGACUUCUGAGCUACAUUUUUACUGCAUUGUUGGUCUUGAUCGUCAUCCUCCGAAGAUACGCCCAGAUCAAAGUUACAGAGGGCAUCGAGAUUCCAGAAGUGUCGCCAGAGAGAGUUGAAGCUAUUGUCAGGGAUCUAGAGUCCUGGAAAAAGUGGGCGCCUUGGUUGAAGAUAGAUCCGAAUGCGAAAGUGGAAAUAGUGAAAGAGAGGACCGUUGGUGGAGGUGGUGCAGCUGGGAGAGGACUCUUUGACUUUCCGUUUCUUGGAGGCACUUCUUCCACGAAAGACGCUGUUUCCACAGAGGACAUCAUCGAGCUGAGGUGGAAUUGUCCUCAAGUAGAUGUGAGUGGCCGCGGAGGCGGGCAAGAACCACAACCACACUCACUGGCGCGUUACCGCAGUGGCGCAGGCACUGUGAGAGAGACGAUCGCAGUGUGCAAAGACGGUGAACCCCGUUCAGUGGAGUUUGCAGUCCAGAUUCUGGCACCAAUGCGGGUUCAGUGGACUUAUAGAUUUGCUUUCAUUCCUAAAGCGAGCGACGACGACACCAUAACUACCAUUAAGGGUAGGUUAAAGGCGCUUUUGUUACCGUUUGUUAUGGCUCUCCUAAGGGGACAGCCAUAUUAACAAGCGGGAUAAAGGAACACCAAAAAGCUACCUCUAAUACCCGAGUUCUAUGGGAAGUCUCUGGUUCCUUACCCUUCUAUCUCGGUUUCCUUUGCGCGGUUUUCUCCAGUGUCCUGAAAAUGGACCUAGGCAGAGGCUUGAAAAUGCUCAAAGAUUUGGCGCAAACAGGGGAGAUACCUUCGAAAAUACUCGAUCCACCGGUCUAUGGGCCCUACAACAAUGGCACCAGUCGUCUGCUUGUAGGUUUACUGGUCGACUGCACGAUGGAGCAGGUUGGUAAGGCGAUAUCAGACUCCCUUCUGUUUGUGGAACAGGGGAUCGUGGAUGAGAUUGCUGGAGUGCUAAGGAUGGAGGACAUUGGUGCAGCCUCUGGAGGUCGUGAUAUCAACGAAUCUGGAGGUCGUGAUAUCAACGAUGAAGAUUAAGGCUUGGGAGUUGACCUAUCAUCUCAUCUAAGAGCGUCUCUAGUAUGUCUUCUUCAAGUAGGAAAGCCACAGAUAUGCGAGCUAGAGAUCAUGCCAACUCUCAACCCCUAAGAAGAGGAUUACUACAUCUGUCCGGCUGAGGAAGACGAGCAAGCAGCUGUCGACUCUUCUCGAGAAGGAACGUGGUACCGUCCAGGAGGCAUGCAGAAUAAGCGCAUGACCAAGUAUCGUCGUGACGCUGAGAAGAUAUUUCGGGAGAUAGCAGCUUUCGAAGAGGAUAUUAAAGGCGAACAAGCAUCUUCAUCUCCAUUCAGUAGUAAAAAAUCGAAGUAUGUGUCGAUCUAUGAGAAGCAUGAGCUGGUUUCAGGACGUCUAAGAAUAUACGUGGGAAUCGUCGUGGGAGAGCUGAGGCAAGACUACGAAGAUUGUAGUGGAGCAGGUGGUCUUCGUGUACUAGACGGGAAUCAAAUUGCAGAUGGCAUCGAUCAGAGCAAAACGCGUCAUGCUCAGCUCGUACAAAAGGUUGUACGACGUAUCUCAGAAAAGAUCAAGUUGCAGAGUAGAAGUUCUCCAUCAAGCACAGUGGUCUCAAAGAAAACCGACUCCCCCAAGAAGGUUCCAGACCAACUAGCUCUUCGCCACAUCCCUGCCCACCCCCAUUGCAUGCACCUGACGCAUCUAGGACCGUACCGUCAUCUGGGCAAUGCCUGGAGCCAAGGACACGCAAUGGCCAGGAACGCGGAAAUCGCGGUACACAGGAAACAUCCCUGCUUUGAGGAGUAUCACACAGAUCCGCGGGAUAAUCCGAAAGAAGAAGACGUGAAAACUGUUUUGUAUUUCCCAUUGAUGAAGAGUCCACGUGGAAGUCGUGCGAGGCCCACGUCGUGA
This is a messenger RNA of Amoebophrya sp. A25, 2221 nucleotides long. Lineage: Eukaryota; Dinophyceae; Syndiniales; Amoebophryaceae. The record is from the annotation of a GenBank genome assembly.